Neltuma alba is the source of this 926-nucleotide messenger RNA. RefSeq lists its product as uncharacterized. Lineage: Eukaryota; Viridiplantae; Streptophyta; Magnoliopsida; Fabales; Fabaceae. Bases 131 to 691 code for a protein of 186 amino acids. The transcript has 3 exons. The record is from RefSeq and is a predicted model, not a curated record.
UAAUAGCUUGAAUCCUCUGCUAUAUUGCUUGAGAGCUGGUUCUCUUCCAUUGCGGGUGCCGUGAGAAACAGAGCAUAUAUACAGAGAUCAGGCUCCUUUCUGUUGCUUUUGGCACUCUCAUUCAUCCUCCAUGGCUUCCAAGAUCUUGCUUAUUUCUGUCUUCGUGAUCGACUUGAUCGCUUUUGCGUUGGCUGUAGCAGCCGAGCAAAGAAGGAGCACUGCGACAGUUGUUCAGGACAAGGAAAUGAAUUAUAACUACUGUGUGUAUGACUCAGACAUAUCAACUGGAUAUGGCGUUGGGGCACUUCUGUUCCUUAUGGUCAGUCAAGCCCUCAUAAUGGUCGCCAGCAAAUGUUUCUGCUGUGGGAAGCCUCUCAGCCCCGGAGGUUCAAGGGCUCUCGCUCUUGUUCUUUUCAUAGUCUGCUGGGUGUUUUUCUUCAUAGCAGAAGUAUGCUUGUUGGCAGGAUCAGUGAGAAACGCGUAUCACACAAAGUACAGAACCAUAUUCGGUGACAAUCCACCAUCUUGCCAGACAGUGAGGAAGGGAGUGUUCGCCGCCGGAGCAGCUUUCGUCUUCUUCACAGGAAUCGUCUCAGAGUUCUUCUACAUCAACUACUCAAGAGCCAGAGACAGCUUCCAACCUUAUGGCGGUGCUCCUGACACUGGUGUCGGUUUGGGAACCUUCAAGUGACUUCACACCCUCCUUAGAUUAUUACUUUGACAGCAAUGUGAUUAAGUAAUUGUUCCAUUUCAUGGAUUCAUCAAUCCCAUAAUCUCUGUUUUAAGGUUUCCGUAUAGUGUGAUCCUAAAAUAUAUGUAUACUCAAUUACUUUGUCUACCAUUUUAUGAUUCUUUUGUUCGUUUGCUUCACAGAGGGCUGCUUCAUUUUUGGUGCCUUCGCUAGAAAUUUUAUUCCUUCCGUUUUA